Messenger RNA from Lodderomyces elongisporus, 1479 nucleotides. RefSeq lists its product as uncharacterized. Gene Ontology annotation, biological process: inner mitochondrial membrane organization. The record is from RefSeq and is a predicted model, not a curated record. The coding region runs from base 1 to 1479 and encodes 492 amino acids. Gene Ontology annotation, cellular component: mitochondrial inner membrane. The transcript has a single exon. NCBI's taxonomy places the organism in Eukaryota, Fungi, Ascomycota, Pichiomycetes, Serinales, Debaryomycetaceae.
AUGAUAAGAUCUCGGCAGAAGGUGCUGAGUCUUGUGACAUGGACCUUGAAAAGAUCAAUUGUAGUGAACGCAGUAUCGGCUUCCUCCGUUGACCCUUCUUUUUCUACCAUGGCCAACACCACCAAUGUUGCUGCUAAUACAAAUUUGAACAAAACUACAACUGAGCCUGGGAACAUCCGAAACGCUCCGCAAUUAAGCAUACUGCAAACAUUGGAAAAUGCCGAAUUCAUAGCAUUGGGAACACCGCCGACGCUUCUCACUGUGCAUUCGCCCCCAUCGGUGCCUCUAUUCGUUCGUAGAGGAGCACUAACAUCAAUCUAUGGACUCAAGUCAACAUCAAAUACCACACCAACUUACGGCUCUUCCUCUUCAUCAUCAUCAUCUUCUUCUUCUUCUUCUUCUUCCACGGCCACUUCGUUCACUUCCUCACUGACAUCAUCAACACAACCAUUGAUUCGAAAUACAUUGGAGUUUCCGUUAUGGUGGGAUAGAUUCAGAUUUAAUGGCGGUCACAUCCUCUCGUAUCAAAAACUAAUUUCAACGGUGCCAUUUUCCACACUUAUAAGUAGUAGCAGCAGCAGCCUGAGCUCCUCCAGCAAAUAUGGCGAUGUGAAAUCAUUUGCCAAUUUGAUCCUCGAUGGUUCAUCCGAUUGGGCUAUUUUAAACAAAACUGCCAUUCAAGCAUACACUGGCAACUCACUUUCAAUAAGUAUGCAUAAACUACCAAAAUACAUCUCAAAAAGUUUGGCCAAGUUUUUAAACAUUAGCAGGAUCGAAACGGGGCUCUGGUCAUUUUGGAAUUCUGGGUACACAUUGCUAAGUGGUAGAGGUCAUGUCGGUGUUGUCGGCAGCGGAGGGGUAUACCAGUUGCAAUUGGCAGAAGACGAGGAAAUCUUGAUUAGAAAAAGUGCAAUUUUGGGUGUCACCGUUAACGGCCCGUUUGAUUUAGAAAAUUGUAUCAUAAAGAACGAUGUAACAACAACACUGUAUUUGCCCCAAGAAGGUGAACAAAACCACAAAGUAAAGGUUAAGUUGAAUGUUGAGGAGAGACCUCAAGGAAAGCAAGUACUAGUCCAACCAUCUGCAUGGGAUCAGAUAGUUCUUGGAAGCAAGUUGGCUCUCAACUGGACAAGACUGGUUUGGCAUUACCAAAAAGUAUUUUUCAAUAGAAUUUCUAUCAUUCUAAGUAGAUUUUUGUUGGGUAAUGCAGAAUUUGUGAAAGUGGUUGGCCCGAGAAAUAUACUAAUUCAGGCGAGUCCCCAUUUGAAACAGACUCAAAAAGAUACAAGACGUUCCUUCGGUGGAAGUAAUAGUGAAGAAAUAACUCAGUUAAAUGAAAAGCUUGUCUUCAUUGAACCUCAAAUCAACCCCGAAUCAGGAUCGAAAUCGAAAUCUAAUGAUUACUUGAGCUACGUAGAAAUAGAUCCCAAGAAAGGUGCAGUUUUCCAAAACACGCCGAAUUUUAGAGACAGUAUUUGA